Molecule: messenger RNA, 1341 nt
Organism: Prorocentrum cordatum
Lineage: Eukaryota; Dinophyceae; Prorocentrales; Prorocentraceae
Source: the annotation of a GenBank genome assembly
AUGGGGUCAGGGGUACUCGUUGAACAUCGGUUCCUCUUCGCGAUGUUAGACGUGCCAGGAUGGCCGCCGCUUUUGGCUGGCGUGGCGUAUUUGUACACCACGGAGGGGCUGUCGAAGCGAAACCUCGAGUUGCUCAAAAUGAUCGGAGAAACGCUCCAGGGGAACCACAUGGCCAUAUUCGGGGCUGAUUGGAACCUGGGGCCGACGAUAAUCGAGUUCACGGGGAUGUUGAGGAAAGCCGAUAUGUUGAUCCUCCAACCGAAGAUCGAAACCUGUGUGACGUCGAAGGCUCACUCGCGGAUCGAUUUCUUCGUGGUGUCCCCAGCUGUAGCCAACAUGGUCGACAAGACCGACGUUGUGAAGGACUGGCCCAAGCGACCUCAUCGGCCAGUGCAGCUUAUUUUUAAGCAAGGAUCCUGCCUGAAUGACAUCAACGUUAAAGUUUACGCUAUGGUCCCGUUCGACGGCUUCGUGGCCAGGAAUCCUGCGGUGGACCUUGCCUCGUGCGUCGACGACGACACCGUCAGCGCGUAUGGCGCGGCGGAUCAUGUUGUCAAAGUGCUCGGCCAGGCAGUCGAGGAUCUUGAACGUGUCUUUAAAGAAGAUUUAGGCAUAGGACUGAAUGCCCAAGGCAAGUACUUGGUCAAAACGGUCUUCUGCGACGGGCUCUGGACCGAGGAUCGAGCGCAGCAGGCGGGUUACCAUUCGACGGGUUGCUGCCCGCUGUGCGGGGAGCCUGAUUCUGUUACCCAUAGGAUUUACUUUUGUAACAGCCCCGAGGUCUCGGCGGCUAGGACUAGUACGGGGGUGAAGGACAGCUUCAUUCAGUGGGUGAGGGAAGGGGGGCAGGACUUCUACGCUGGUUUAAAGUUUGUCAACCCUGUCAAAGAUAUGCCGCCUAUGUCCGACCAGCACGAGCCGUAUCUGUAUAGUGCCGAGGGCCUGGAGGCCCUCCGUGCCCGUGUGGCGGCCAAGGAGGCCAAGGGCUUCGUGCAGCUCACCGUCGGCGCCUACGGCCCCGGCGACGCGGUGCCACGCUCCGGGCAGGGCGGCGACGGCGAGGAAGGCGGCGAGGGCAAGUCCCUGAAGAGCCGGGUGGCAAUGGCGCCCUCCCCGAACAGGGCGGGCGCCGUGUACCUGCUGACGGUCCGCAUCCACAAGGCGGAGCGGCUGCGCGAGUUCGCGGGACUGCUCGGCCAGGCGGCUGAGGGGGACAUGGACAAGAAGGGGCAGGACAAGGAAGGGCUUCAUACGAACUACGAGCUGCCAGUGCUGGUUCCCGUAGCCAGGCAGCGGGCAUGUUCGGCGCAGGGUACAAGGCUUUGCUGCGGGGUUGUGUAA